This is a messenger RNA of Fimicolochytrium jonesii, 3000 nucleotides long. RefSeq lists its product as uncharacterized. NCBI's taxonomy places the organism in Eukaryota, Fungi, Chytridiomycota, Chytridiomycetes, Spizellomycetales, Powellomycetaceae. Gene Ontology annotation, cellular component: motile cilium. Bases 144 to 2918 code for a protein of 924 amino acids. The record is from RefSeq and is a predicted model, not a curated record. The transcript is spliced from 14 exons. Gene Ontology annotation, biological process: cell motility.
CUCACCCUAAGUGGAAGAACGCUGGAUUGACCGGUGCACGUAAGCAAAUUAUUGACGGGGUGGAUUGAUCUCUUUCCUUCACCUUGAAGGGAAUUACCACUGCAAAAGGAACCGGAACUUUGUUUUCAUAUUUGUAGAACAUCAUGCUUGCGGGAGAGGAGGAGCUGAGCAGCCCGGGAGCCGAGGACGCACCCCUUGCCGAAAGCAAAUCGCCAGUGCCUCCUACUGGGGAUGAAGCAACCACCCCAGCGACCGAGAAUGAAACAGCAGGGGAAGAGGGAGCUGCAACGGAUGGAGAGGCGCCUGCUCCGGUCCUGGACGAAAACGGCGAGCCCAUCGCAGACCCGCCCUCACCAGCUGAGGGCGACCCGUCACCGCUGGAAGGAUCUUCGUCCGCCAACGCAUCCCGCCACGCCUCCAAUGUCUCCCUCCACCGCGGAGACGUUUCCACCGAUUGGUACGACCAGCACGAAGUCGAGUUCCAGCUCGAGCAAAAGCAGAAACGUGAAAGUACCCUGACGGAGCUGCUGGACAAGACGAAAGCGCCGCUCCUGUACUACACGAAUUCGAAGAAGGAGGAGAAUGUGUUGGAGUACGUGGCGAAUUUUGAGAGGCAGUAUACGCAGUUGUUUCCGGGACGGAGGGAGUUGAUUCUAGCGCCGCCGAAUCAGUUUGGGGUUCCGAAAUUUGUGUGCACAACUGUGCGGGCGACGCACCUGCCAUAUCGGGAUCUGUACGAUUAUCGUGGAUGCGCCCGUUUUGUAGCCGAAUACCUGUCCUACGUCACCCUUCAGCCGGCGCAUGAGCUGCCCUCAAUGCUUCCAGGACCUGACUACACCCUCCAGCUCCAACAAGGCAGCGCCUUUGACUACUCCAUCCUUCUCGUCUCUCUCCUCCGCGGCGUAGGCUAUGAUGCCUACGUCGUCUCCGGCUACGCAACCCGUGCCGUAACACUAAUGGACGAAUCCCGGGUCGAGAGUUCCACGGCAGGGAUCCCACCCCCCACAGGCACCAAACCCAGCACGGAAGCGGAUACGCCGAGCGUUGCGGUGGAUCGGGCGAAUGGGGCUGAUCAGAAUAAGCCGCCGAAUAAGUAUAAGCUGAAACCGCCACGGACGUUGAAGAGCCAGUUUUUGGUGAAACAGGAUGAGAAGGCGAAGGCGAAGGCGGCGCAGGAUGCCGCGGCGGAGAGGAAGAGGUUGUUGGAGGCUAGAGCGCUGGCGGAUGAUGAUGAUGACGAGCUGAAAGGACUGCGAGUUCAUGCAUGGGUCCUCGUCCUGCCGGGAAAGCGCGAGGUUGCAGAAGCCUUCUUCAUUGAGGCGACGACUGGAGCCGUGUAUACCACCGAACACGAAAGCUACUUGGGCGUGGAAUGCGUCUUCAGCUCGGUCAACUUCUGGGUCAAUAUGCAGGUCUGCUAUGAAGGACUGAAGGGCAUAUCCUUCGACCUCGGAGACAAUGCCAAAUGGGAGUUCGUCCUCCUCGACAACGUCCAACCAGGAAGUGAUCCCAACGAUGACGCAGAAGACCAAGCAAACGAUGUCGGGUCAGACGACGGUGCAGGCGGCGGCGAGAUUUUGGAUCUACCGCCGUCGUGGGUCGAGAGAUUGAGCGUUGACAAGGAGAAGUUCGAGUCGAAGUGCCCGUCUGGGGCAAAGAUGAUCAUGUAUCGGGACGCGAGGCAUGAAGUGUACGCAGAGUAUUUCCGGAAAGACGGGAUGGUGUCGCGGACCAUCUUCUUUGCUGAUGACACCAUCGGGUUCAAUGGCGAGAUCCGGGAGAUAUUCCGGAAUAGGAGAGACAAACUCCGCGAAAGAAUCCGAAUUCCCUAUGAAGGGAGGAUUCACGAGUUCUUUGAUCCAGGCCGACCUUCGGGAAUGAAAGAGCACAUCAUUAUUGAUGAUCGAACAAAAGAGAUGCACUUCUAUGGAAGCGCGCGGUUUGAUGGGUUGGUGAAGCGAGUGGAUGAGACUAUCAAGGUUAUUGAGCACUUCACGGACCGGGAGGACAGGCUCGUUUAUCGGAGCGUCACUUUUGAUGGCGAAGAGGAUGAUGAGUCGGAGAGAGGGGCGAUCUUCAAAAUGGCGGAAAAGCUUGACAGGCAUCCAGACAUCCCGUCACAUAAGGAUGUCGCAAAGCGGAGCUACUUCCUGAAGGACGACAAGAUACGAGUGAUAUACCACCUCGAGGAAGGAAAGAUCAUUCCAUCAUCGCGAGAAUUCAAAAAACCAACCGCAGAGCAGAAGACGCACUUCAUCGAAGCAACAUCCGAGUUCGAGGUCAAUCCGUACCGUAAACCACCAAAGAAGCAAGACCUGUACAGUGAGCUGCUGGAAUUGCUUCAGGCUGAGCAAAAUUGCUUGGCGGCAAUCAAGACCUCGGAUCGGGAGGUCAACGAGAUCUUGAAUAACCGGCAAGGGGAGGAGAAGGAGGUUUUGUUGAAUAUUUCGGUGCAUGAUACGCUGAGAAAUCAGACGAAACUUCCGUCCGAGGAGAAGAAAGAAACCAGCAAGGACGAAGAGGAGUCCAACAAGACGGAUUUGGACUACCUUUCACCCUUCUUGGUCAGCUAUAGCAAUCCCAGCCACCUAGCCCGGGAGGAAUGCAUCGCAAUAAAAGACGCAUGCCUGAAAGCGUUUAAAGAGCGUUUGAUCGAAAAGGCCAACAUCAUCCAAAUCCGCCUCGAUGAAGUUACCGCUGACUACCAGCGACGCCAAUUGGCCUACAGCCGGAACGCAGACUCGAUGUCGGCUGAAGAGACCGAGGCGUAUGUCAAGUAUUGCAAUGAUGCGCUGUUCAAAAUUCAUAUCUUGGAGAAGAGGCUUGCUAAGCACAAGGAGACUGCCCCCGAGCGAUAUGUGGAGCUGGACUCCAAGCUAAAAGCGGACCCGCGUCUCUCUGCCGCAAAGGUGUCAUAAUCCGCUGCUAUUAUCUGUCGGUAAUCUAAUUCGAUGUACAUUUUCCGUGUUAUGAAAUAUAUUCGCUGCAUGACAUGCAGCA